Molecule: messenger RNA, 3491 nt
Organism: Lytechinus pictus (painted urchin)
Lineage: Eukaryota; Metazoa; Echinodermata; Echinoidea; Temnopleuroida; Toxopneustidae
Product: dnaJ homolog subfamily C member 8-like
Exons: 8
Coding region: 210-968 (252 amino acids)
Cellular component (GO): nucleus
Source: RefSeq, a predicted model, not a curated record
CCCAAAAAAAAAAUGCAAUGGAUGAAGUAUUAAAGAGGAACUGAAGUACCGUGUAUAUAAAUGUGAAACAUAUAAUAACACCUCAUUAAAAGACAGCUAAAUGAUGAAGAACUAAGACUUAAUAAUUAAGAGAUCGAGAAAACAGGAUAAGGAGGAGCUGAGAUUGUAGCUGAGCUUGAGCUAGAUCUAGAUGAGAAGAAACUUGAAAAAUGGCUUCCUCCUCAUCUGCGACGACGGCCUCGGGCUCGGGGCAACCCGAAGCAGCUUUCUCAAAUUUUAUGACUGAGGUGAAGGCAAUAGAGAAGAGAGAUUCUUCCCUGACGCCCAAGCAGCAAAUCGAAAGAUUGAUCAGACCUGGAAGCACGUAUUUUAACCUGAAUCCAUAUGAGGUCUUACAAGUGGAGACAAGCAUGGAGGUUGGUGAUAUCAAGAAAAAAUUUAGAAGGCUAUCCAUACUGGUGCAUCCGGACAAGAACAUGGAUGACAGAGAUCGAGCACAAAAGGCCUUCGAUGCUCUGAGCACUGCUAUGAAGAUUCUGGAAGAUGAAACAAGCAGAAAGAGUGUCCUAGACACGAUUGAAGAAGCCAGACAGAAGACUGAAUUCCUGCUCGGAGAGAAGAGAAAGCAAUUGAAACGUGAAGGCAAACCUACUGCAAUAGAAGAAGAUGACCCCCUCAAGUACAAGGAGACACUCCACAAGACAACAGUGAAGUUGUUUGCCGACUACGCCAUCAGGAGGAAGGAGAUUGAAGAGAAGGAGGCAAGGAUUAAGAAGAGAGAAAGAGAAGAAGAGAUCAAGGAGGAAGACAAGAGCAAGAAACAGAAAGAAUGGCAAAAAGACUGGGAGGAUGGAAGGGACAAGAGGGUUCACAAUUGGAGGGACUUCACCGACCACAACACCGCCAAGAAAAAGAAGAAAAACAGAAUGACCUUCAAGCCCCCAAAGCCUAAGCUUGAGCAGAGAUAGACUAACUAUUAUGAACAAUUCCACAUGUGUAUAAUAGAACAAUGAGGAUUGAGAUUGGCUUUUAAUGGAAAAAACCCACUGGAUAAAGACAUGAACUCCAGGACAUCGCCUUUUUUUUGGUCAGGUAUAAAACCUUCUUGGUCCUUGUAGCUGUACAGAUGUUAAUUGGUAUUUUAGAUUGAAACGGCAGGAAACUGGACAUUGUGUCUUUGAAUGUCUUAUCUGGAGAGUGCCCUUCUACAAGAUCUGUUUAGUUAGUGUUGUUGUAACCCUCUUUGAAAACACGUGACCUUUUCUCAUGACGAAUCUUUGUAAGAGAAGGAGAUGGAGUGUUACAGAUGCCAGACUUGAAAGACAGUGAAUGAACCAAAAAGUAGCUCUCAGACCCAUGACGCAAACCUCAUUGCGACAUACAGUAAAGUCAACCUUCUCGUAGUCGGAUAAUCGCCAAGUUCAAAGCGAAUUUUCAAACCAAAUAGUAACCUGCACUACAAAGACAGCUCUGAUUCAACAAACUCAUUAUCAAAGGAGACUCCACAAGUUUCAGGUCAAGCCUCUGUUAAUUAAUCAAGACCAGUUGAAAUGUUUUUCUUUUUUUUUCAAGAGAUGCCCAACUGUAUGCAUUUACAUAUUCUAUCACAUUGUUAUCUAUCAAUCUCUUGUAAUGUCCACAACUUUUUGUUUAUGUUUCCUAGUUUAUGCAGAUUUCCAAUGCUCAUAUACUGUAUGGUAUCUCUUUUUCAAGUUGAUAAUGAUAAAGUCACAGUUCUGCUUGCCCAGAGAUUAUUAGCAUGGUUCAUGUUUUAUGUGAGCUGUCAAAUGUCGAGUGAAUGGCAGCAACUAUCAAAGUGCCUGACUGAAAAUCCUCCUACUGUGUAUUUCAUAGAAUAGAUUAUAAUAAAUGUAUUUCCUUCUUUGAGAUGAUACGUUCUUGCAUCACAUCUUAUACAGAGUUGUUCAUGUUUCAGAUCAGUUGCAGAUGUAAGUUUGAUUAACUCUUAUUUUACAAUGCCUAGUUGUACGCAAUCAAAUGGGGGGCUUAACACCCGACAUACAUGUAUAUACCAUCGCACAUGUACUGACCAUGCAUUGUCCAACGCGUAGCGUUGCAUGGUUAGAUUACAUCACAAGACGAUUCAAUUUAUUGUGCUUAAUGCAGGCAUAGGGCCUACUGGCUAAAUGUGCACUGCUGCAGAUAUGAUGUGCGCUUGAAUCUCGGAGAGAUGUUGCCUCUUGCUUUCAAUAAUAUAAUCAUGGAUGAGCGGAGGGAAAAAAUAUAAGUUCUGAGGCAUUGUACAGUGCACAGAAGGUGCAUAUUCUUAUUUGUGCAAUGGUAUGCAGGGAAUAAUUUUACUUCUCUAAUUUGAUUAGCAUUUGUGGUUGUUAUAGAAAAGCUUUCAAGUAUGCUCUUAAGAGUUCUAUGUAAAAAAUUGCUACACAAGUGAAAUUUUGUGUAGCGGUCAUAAAAUUAUGUGAAGCAAAUUGCGAUGGGAUACCAGGAAAAUUAUUCCCUGGUAUGAGAUCUGCAUUGGUUGAAAGAAUGGCACUCUAUUCAACCCGGCUAUGCCUCGUUAAAUUGGCCAUCUUUCAUUCACCUCAUACGAAAUCUUGUGUGUGCUAUCGCACUCAUGCCUAUUCACUUUUUGUAUACUGUUCUUUCAAUACCUACUGCAUUAGUGAGAGCAUUAACGAUCUAUCCAUUUAGUUGUGUAGUCAGGAGAAUACAAGCUCUAUUCCUAUUCAAUUAUUGUUCACAUGCACAUUUACUUUCUUGAAGUGCCAUAAGCACUGAGAGUGGGAUUUGCACACUUUGCCACUAUUAGUAUUGUAUAUUGCAAAAUUUCUUUACAAUAUGCACCUCAGAUAUUCUAACAUGGCACUUUUUCACUUAGUUAAAGUCCCCAGAUUGGUUAAAGGAAACCUAGAAAUAUUUCAUGGAAUAGGGAAGAGGAAAACACAUGAAAUUGGUCAAUAUACACUCUUUUUGAUUAAAAUUUUAUUUGAAUAUCAUUUUAUUUCUAUUUUGAUUUUCUCAGGUAAUAUAUGUUUUAUUCAAAUUUAGUGUUUGGUGAGUUAUAUCAAAAGUGCUAUGUAUUGCAAAUAUCCGUAAUACAUGUAGGUGUAUUAUUAUGUAUCAAUUUGUUCUAUUUCAGGCCAACAGUAUGUUAAAAGUGAAUGCAUUUUGAAACAACAUUAAAAAAAGCUAUAACAUCAACUAGUAGAGAUGGUUAGUAAGUUUUCUAUUUAUUUUAUCAUUGCAUACAUAUUUUGUUUGACCUUUUUUUAAAUUAAAUUUUAAUUUCAAUAUUAAUAUUAAUUAAUUAAAAUGAAAGUGUUUUGUCAGAUAUGUGCUUGUUGCAAAAUUGUAUGUUGACAAUGUGGAAUAGGGUUGGGAUUGUUAAGUUAGGGUUAAUCUUAAGGUCGCAGUCUCCUGUACAUGUAUGGAAAGCCCUUCUCCAAAAUAUUGUUAAGAUGUAUCUUGUUUUGUAAAAUAAAUGUCAUUACAAGAAUGGAUGAAAAGAA